Molecule: messenger RNA, 1548 nt
Organism: Capronia epimyces CBS 606.96
Lineage: Eukaryota; Fungi; Ascomycota; Eurotiomycetes; Chaetothyriales; Herpotrichiellaceae
Exons: 6
Coding region: 1-1548 (515 amino acids)
Biological process (GO): transmembrane transport
Cellular component (GO): membrane
Molecular function (GO): transmembrane transporter activity
Source: RefSeq, a predicted model, not a curated record
AUGGAGAAAAAUGAGCCUAAGACUGGAGAGUCAGACAAUGGCCGUUCAACUUCAGAUGCUGGGAAACAUCUAGAAAUUGGUGUCCCUGUCGCCAUCGUCGAUCUUCCGGAUCCAGAUGAGGCUUUGGGCGAAGAGGAGAGGAAGCGCAUCGAUCGGGCACUGCUAUGGAAGCUCGAUCUUCGACUUAUUCCAUGGCUCGCCUUGCUAUAUCUCAUUUCCUUUUUGGACCGAACCAACAUCGGGAAUGCGAAGAUCGCCGGCCUUCAAGAGGAUCUCCACAUGACAAACAACCAAUACAACGACACUUUAACAAUCUUCUUCAUCUCUUAUUCCCUUUUCGAGCCCUUGACACAAGUACUUCUCAAAAGAUUCAGACCGUCUAUCUUCCUACCAACAAUCAUGGUUCUUUGGAGUAUCAGUAUGACGACCAUGGGAUUGGUCCACAACUUCUCUGGUCUUAUGGCUGCUCGAUGGUUCCUGGGUCUGACAGAAGCUGGACUCUUUCCCGGGGUCAACUAUUACUUGAGUUGUUGGUAUAAAAGAUCUGAAUUCGGUAUCCGAGCCGCCAUCUUCUUCAGCGCAGCAGCUCUUGCCGGAUCUUUCGGUGGUCUACUGGCGGCUGCCAUCAUUAACAUGGACGGAGUCGGCGGGAAGCCUGGGUGGGCGUGGAUAUUCAUUCUUGAAGGACUGGCCACACUUGUUGUUGCUAUUCUCUCUUUCUGGAUGGCAUGCAUAUGCCUUUCUGAUGACAUAGAGCACCAGCUGACCGCUAAAUUCCUUUCCGAAGACGACCGGCGUCGUGUUAUUCGUCGACUCAAACUCGACCAGCAGUCCAGCGCUGAGCACGAGGAAUUUAAGCUGGCUUAUCUUUGGGCGAGCUUGUGGGACUGGAAAACCUACACGGGGAUGAUAGUGUAUAUGGGUGCGGAUGCUUCUUUAUACAGUUUUUCGUUGUUCCUGCCUACGAUCAUUCAGCAGAUGGGCUACAAGAGCGUCCAUGCUCAACUUCUCAGUGUCCCACCUUAUGCGGUUGCUACGGUGGUCACGAUUUUCGUCGGUUUCGUUGCCGACAGGACGCGGAUGCGGGGCUAUUGCAACAUUAUCAUGUCCUUCUUUGGAAUCGCUGGGUUUGCAAUGCUGCUCGGCUCAGGCUCGCCGCACGUUCAAUACGCUGGAACGUUCCUCGGUGCUAUGGGAAUAUACCCCUGUAUUCCGAACACCAUCUCCUGGACGGCGAACAACGUUGAAGGUGUUUACAAGCGAGGUAUCUCUUUGGGAUUUGUCAUUGGAUGGGGCAAUCUCAAUGGGAUCGUGUCCUCGAACAUCUAUCGGGCUGAAGACAAGCCACGGUACAAGCCAGGACAUGCCGUCGUUCUGGCCUAUGAAGCAGUCUUCCUCUUUGGAGGCAGUGUUCUACAACACAUCCUCCUCCGACGUGAGAAUGUGAAACGCAGGAAUGGCGAGCGGAACCACUGGAUCGAGGGCAAGACAGAACAGGAGAUCGAAAAGCUGGGGGACAAGAGACCUGACUUCAUUUACACUUUGUAG